This is a messenger RNA of Ictalurus furcatus (blue catfish), 1578 nucleotides long. RefSeq lists its product as uncharacterized. The transcript has 2 exons. The coding region runs from base 99 to 728 and encodes 209 amino acids. The record is from RefSeq and is a predicted model, not a curated record. NCBI's taxonomy places the organism in Eukaryota, Metazoa, Chordata, Actinopteri, Siluriformes, Ictaluridae.
GACUAGCUUGUAGCCCGUAGCCCGCUAGCAUCACCUACCGCUAGCCUUGUUUACGUUUCACAUUUCUCAUUUACCGCUGUUCUGUUUAAAAAACAAAUAUGUCUGCUGUCUCUCCGGUUUUGAGUGCAGAUGAGGACUCGCUCGAGCUUCAUAUGGUGCGGCUGGAACUGGAGGAUGUGGGGAAGCAGAUCCGCGGCCUACUCGACAAGCAGGCCCAGCUGCUGGAGCGACAAACUGCGUUGGAAACAUCUUGUGCCUCUGCCCACAUAUCCAAGGUAAGCACACAGCGUGGUAUUUCCACUCCCAGCCCCUCUACGCCGUGUGUUUCUCUGUGCAGGGACCGUGCACCUAGGACUUUCCCAGCCGUGGUCUCCGUCACGCCGGCGCCAACACACCUCGGGCCUUGGGUGAACCAGCGGCGGAAGGCGCAGGCUGGACCCUCUCCACCUCCGGUGUUCGAGAUUCCAACCAGGAACCGCUUCGCCCCUCUCCGUCAGACCAGACCCAACGCUGUGAUCGUCGGGGACUCCAUUGUGCGGAACGUCCGUGUAGCCUCAUCUAAAGGUAAGGUGCGCACACACUGUUUUUCUGGUGCUUGUGUCCUUGAUGUCGCUGCGCAGGUAUCCGGGAUCCUGAAGAAGGACGAGUGCAUUGGAGCGGUUGUGCUGUACGCGGGGACGAAUGACACCAGGCUGCGGCAGACGGAGGGACUUCUCCAGCCUGAUUGAGACGGUACGAGGCAGAUCACCCACCGCGAAGAUCAUCGUCUCUGGACCUCUUCCCACAUACAGAUGUGGAGCAGAAAAGUUGUUUCGUCCUGAUGGCCUGCACCCCAGCAGCCUUGGAGUGGAACUGCUGUCAGACAACAUCUCCAAGGCGCUACACUCCAAGUGACUGCCUACCAUAAGUACAUCUUCCAAUAAUAACAACAUUCAGUAUAAUCAAUGUUCAAUUAAAAAUCCGGCACCGGUAAUACAUACUAUAGAGACUGUGUCUGUUCCCCGAGCUAUACAAAUAUAUAGAAAAUCUCGGAAAGUCUAUCUUCGUAACCUAAUUAACAUAAAAUUAAAUCAUAUUGAAUGCACAGCCAGCACUUUUGAUCUGAGGCUAGGACUAUUAAACAUUAGAUCUCUUGCAUCUAAGGCUCUUAUUGUUAACGACAUCAUUACUGAUCAGGAAUGUAAUUUAAUGUGUUUAACAGAAACUUGGAUUAAACCAAACGAGUACAUAGCAUUAAAUGAAGCCAGUCCUCCUGGAUACAGAUAUGUACAUCAGCCUCGUUCAACUGGUAGAGGAGGAGGUGUUGGUCUCAUCCAUAGUAAAAAUCUAGUCGUCACACAAAAACCUAAGCAUAAAUGUAAUUCUUUUGAAAUUCUUUAUACCAGUAUAAGUUAUGUAGCCACAAAAAAUAAGUCAAUUCCUCUAAUUAUUAUUUACAGACCCCCAGGGCCAUAUACUGAAUUUCUUAGUGAAUUUGCAGACUUUGUCUCAAACCUGGUUGUGUCUGUAGAUAAAGCAUUAAUCGUCGGAGACUUUAAUAUUCAUUUUGAUAACCUGGAAGACCCUCUAAGAUUAGCG